AUGACCGCAACCUCGGAGGCCAAUAGCUCUGACUUGGCCAAGGUGCCCUCGGAGCCCUUGAAAGAAGGGGCAGCAUCGGAGCCCCCCAAGGAAGGGGCAGCAUCGGAGACCCCCAAGGAAGGGGCAGCAUCAGAGCCCCCCAAGGAAGGGGCAGCAUCGGAGGCCCUCAAGGAAGGGGCAGCAUCAGAGACCCCCAAAGAAGGGCCAGCAUCAGAGCCCUCCAAGGAAGGGGCAGCAUCGGAGACCCCCGGAGAAGGAACAGCAUCGGAGACCCCCGGAGAAGGAGCAGUAUCAGAGCCCCCCAAGGAAGGGGCAGCAUCGGAGACCUUGGAGGAAAAGCAGGUUCCCGUGGCAACCCCUGAGGCACCUGCCCCCGAAGCCACUACACCUGCUCCUCCAAGUGAAGAUGUGCCCAGUGCCCCCCUGAAGCUGACGGUGGAGGAUGUGAGUGACUGCUCGGUGACCAUGAGCUGGGAGCCUCCGGAGAAGCUCGGGAGCCAGGGGCUCCAGGGCUAUGUGCUGGAGUUACGCAAGGAGGGAGCCUCAGAGUGGGUGCCCGUGAACGCCCGGCCCGUGAUGGUGACCCAGCAGACCAUACGGAACCUGGCUGUGGGAGACAAGUUCUUCGUACGUGUGGCCGCUGUGAGCUCGGCAGGGGCUGGGCCGCCAGCGGUGCUGAGCCAGCCCGUGCACAUCCCGGAGAUCAUCGAGGCCCCCAAGAUCCGUGUGCCCCGCCACCUCCGUCAGACCUACCUCCGCCAGGUGGGAGAGGUGGUCAACCUGCAGAUUCCAUUCCAGGGGAAGCCCAAGCCUCAGGCCUCGUGGACCCACAACGGCCACGCCUUGGACAGCAAGAAAGUGAGCGUGCGCACGGGGGACCAGGACUCCAUCCUCUUCAUCCGCUCAGCCCAGCGCUCGGACUCAGGCUGCUAUGAGCUCACCGUGCGGCUGGAGAACCUGGAGGCCCGGGCAGCCAUCAACAUCCUGGUCAUUGAGAAGCCUCAACCCCCCAGCAGCAUCAGGCUGGUGGACGUCUGGGGCUGCAACGCUGCCCUGGAAUGGACGCCGCCCCAGGACACAGGCAACACCGAGCUUCUGGGCUACACGGUGCAGAAGGCAGACAAGAAGACAGGGCAAUGGUUCACCGUGCUGGAGCACUACCACCCAACCUCCUGCACCGUCUCCGACCUCGUCAUGGGCAACUCCUACUCCUUCCGCGUCUUUUCGGAAAACCUCUGUGGACUCAGCGACUCGGCUGCGAUCACCAAGGAGCUUGCCCACAUCAAGAAAGCAGAUAUUGUUGCCAAACUCAAAGACUUUGUCCAGAGAGACUUCUCUGAAGCCCCUUCGUUCACCCAGCCCCUGGCUGAUCACACUACUACCUCUGGCUACAGCACCCAGCUCUCCUGCAGUGUCCGAGCAUCGCCCAAGCCCAAGAUCUUCUGGAUGAAAAACAAUAUGAACAUCCUGGGGGACCCCAAAUACCGCACCUUCUCUGAACAAGGUGUCUACACCCUGGAGAUCCGGAAGCCCAGCCCCUUUGAUUCUGGGGUAUACACCUGCAAGGCCAUCAAUGUGCUGGGGGAGGCAUCUGUGGACUGCCGGCUGGAGGUCAAAGCCUUAGCCACACACUGAGGAGCCCUCGAGGAGGCUGCGAUGUGAUGGGAUGAAGGGCUCAAGAAGCAGGUUCUCUGCCAGGAGCUGCAGACCUAAAGGGCCAUGGCCACCAAGUACCAAAUCAAGCUCCAUGGAUUCCCCAGACCCCCGUUUCCAUAGUGAUGACUGAUGACUCUGCCCCCUGACACCAUCCGAGCCUCCCUCCACCGAGGCUGGAGCCCAGCACCCAGGAGUGGGACUGGCAGCCCCGGGACAGGCUGCACGGGCACAGGGGCUCUGGAAAGUGCCAAGACUGGUCUGCCCUGCAGAGAUGCAUGCUGGGCAAGAAGCGGUCAAAUAAAGGUGUGUGGUGCUCCA
Molecule: messenger RNA, 1974 nt
Organism: Molossus molossus (Pallas's mastiff bat)
Lineage: Eukaryota; Metazoa; Chordata; Mammalia; Chiroptera; Molossidae
Gene: MYBPH
Product: myosin binding protein H
Exons: 11
Coding region: 1-1635 (544 amino acids)
Molecular function (GO): protein binding
Source: RefSeq, a predicted model, not a curated record